Messenger RNA from Rotaria sp. Silwood1, 795 nucleotides. The record is from the annotation of a GenBank genome assembly. NCBI's taxonomy places the organism in Eukaryota, Metazoa, Rotifera, Eurotatoria, Philodinida, Philodinidae.
AUGAUUGGAGAACGAACUUCAUUUAAUGUAGAUGUUGGUACAAUUUCAAUUGAAGAUACUGAUGCCAUCAAUGGAUUUUUUGGAAGCCGACCAAAGAGUAUUCAUUGGCUUGAACGUACAUUUCUAUUUCUUGGUAUAUUAGCUGGACUUCUUAUGUAUGGAUUUACGAUUGCUCGUCUCGUCAAAGUAAAUUCUUGGAAUCAUCCAGAUACUCCUUAUGGUAUUCUUAUUCUUGUUCAUUCAAUAUUUCUUAUUAUAUUUUUAAUAACUGGCAUUUUCUAUCAACGUAUAACCGAUAUCGUUGCCUUUCUUCUCGGUGAUGUUUUGUUAACUAUUUAUUCUAUUGCAUAUUUUUUAGCUCGAAGACAUAGUAAUGAAGCACAAAUUGUUCUAAUAUCAUCAGUAUUAAUUAAUCUAUAUGAUUAUACUGGUUAUCCAACAGCAGAUCUAGUUUUGCUUAUUAUUGGUAUUCCUACAGCCUUAUUAUGGUUAUUUCUUGGCAUCAGUAUGACUCGUUUAGAAAGUUUGAAAUUAUUUUAUGUAUUCAUUGCAAGUUCAUUUUUUCAAUUGGGUUUUUUAAUUUUUAGUCUUACUACAGGAGUUAAAUAUUCAGAAGACAUAUCUCAUGAAUCAACAAUCUCUACAACAACAUCGGCAACAACUCCGAAUCUAUUACCUAUUCCUCCAAUGCUUUAUGCAUGCAUAUCGUUUAAUUUUAUUUCACAUUUAUCAUCCAUUGGUCUUGGAUUUCGGUUACAAAUGCAGAACAAGAAUAAUACCUAUUUAACUCUUUAA